Theobroma cacao (cacao) is the source of this 1028-nucleotide messenger RNA. Its product is annotated as thylakoid lumen 15.0 kDa protein. The record is from RefSeq and is a predicted model, not a curated record. Lineage: Eukaryota; Viridiplantae; Streptophyta; Magnoliopsida; Malvales; Malvaceae.
CCUUUGCCAAGGGCAAUACAAAGGCCGUUAAUCCUAUGCCUAUCCUGAAAAGAGUUUCACUUCACUUUCAGUUUACGGUCCCAGAAAACGAAAAAGGCCAUGGCCUUUCUGCAAUAUCCAUCUCCAUCCUUUAGAAUCACCUCAAUUCCUACUUAUUCAGUGCCCAUCAGAGCAUCUUCUCGUCUCUCUCUGCCAGUUACUCCUAGCUUAAACUCAAGCACUCCCCGCAACUGGGUCCCAGAUUUUAGAGCCAAGUCCUUGAACUGGAUUUUUUCUGGUGCUCUUGCUCUUAGUUUAUCUCUACCAGGGAUUGGGUUUGCGGAGGCAAAAGUUGGGGUUAACAAGCCAGAAUUACUUCCUAAAGAGUUCACUUAUGUGAUUGAUGUAGCUGGCUUCCUCUCUGAUGGCCAGGAGAAAAGACUUGCAGAGGAGAUCGGUAACAUUGAAAAGGAUACUGGCUUUAAAUUGAGAGUUCUAGCACAAAAUUACCCUGACACACCAGGGUUGGCAAUCAAAGACUUUUGGCAAGUAGAUGAUAGAACUAUUGUUUUUGUUGCUGAUCCCACCUUUGGCAAUAUAUUAAAUUUCAAUGUUGGGGCUUCUGUUGAUUUAGACAUUCCACGAAGCUUUUGGAGCCGUUUGGCUGGGAAAUAUGGGAACAUGUUUUAUUGGAAAGAGAAGGGAGAAGAUGCAUCUAUUGAGGCUGCUGUCUUGGCAAUAUCCAAUUGCUUAAGAGAACCUGUGGGGCCAAAUAAUUGCUCCGAGGUAAAAUAACACUAUAUCGGUACUAGAAGCAAGAUUUAUUCCAAUUCUGACAAGAGUUGUAUAGGUAGGAAGGUAUAUUAUGUAAUAUUAGUAACAAAGUGGUGAAGGAAUAAGAUUUUACUUAUUCUUCAGAUGAUAGUCAAUACCUAUUGUUUCCACAGAAUCAUGUAAUGUUGUUUCUGGAUUGAACAAAAGAAACAAUGCUACAGAUUUGAGUAGCAUACAAAUUUGGCAAACACUAUCAGACAACAGGGUUAGAGGAA